Messenger RNA from Cooperia oncophora, 294 nucleotides. Lineage: Eukaryota; Metazoa; Nematoda; Chromadorea; Rhabditida; Trichostrongylidae. The record is from the annotation of a GenBank genome assembly.
AUGAACGCUCCAGCUGCAUUCGAAUCAUUCCUGAUUUUUGACGGAGAGAGGAAGAUAUCAGUCGAAAAUGACACGAAGGUUCCAAAUGCUGCUGUGUUCACAAUCAAUAAGGAAGAUCACACUCUGGGGAAUAUGCUAAAGCAAUAUGCGCGGGUUCAAACAACCGGACAAACUACUCCAGCAGAUGCUCUGAUCAACGCGAUUACUGAUCUUAUUGCUGAGCUUUCACUGUUUGAAGAAAGAUUCCGGGAAGCGGCUGAAGGAAAGAAGAAGAUGAAUGAGACAAUAUAUUAG